This is a messenger RNA of Oncorhynchus gorbuscha (pink salmon), 7410 nucleotides long. Its product is annotated as mediator of DNA damage checkpoint protein 1-like. The transcript has 11 exons. NCBI's taxonomy places the organism in Eukaryota, Metazoa, Chordata, Actinopteri, Salmoniformes, Salmonidae. Gene Ontology annotation, molecular function: protein binding. Gene Ontology annotation, cellular component: nucleus. Gene Ontology annotation, biological process: positive regulation of transcription initiation by RNA polymerase II. The record is from RefSeq and is a predicted model, not a curated record. The coding region runs from base 66 to 6365 and encodes 2099 amino acids.
AGAUAUUCUACCGGAAAUGCACAUUGUUUUUCAUUGUUCGAAAGGCAUGCACGAUUGAAGGGUGAAUGGAGGCAACACAGCUGAUCGAUGACUCAGUAUUGGAAGAGUCAGAGGAGGAGGAUGAUGGAGCGAUGCGAGGAGAGCCACUGGCCAAACUCAGAGUGUUAAAAAAUAAACACAUCACAGAGACUGAAUUGCCUCUCUACCAGGGAGAAAAUGUGUUGGGUCGAAACCCAGACUCAUGCUCCCUGCCCCUUGUGGCCCGCUCCGUAUCCAAGCAACACACCAUCAUCUCCAUCUCAAUGUUUCGCGGCAACCGUCUUCACGGCAACGUUGCCGCCAUGGAGACAGAGGCUUUAGUGUGGGACCUGGGCAGCAUGAACGGGACAAGGAAGGGCCGGACCAAACUGACCCCUCACGUCCGCUACGCUCUGACCGAGGGAGAGUGUGUGGUAAUAGCUGACAUCCCCUGCCAGUAUGUCUCUGUGGACCAGAGGGGGGGACAGGGGCACAUGCAGAACCCGACAAACGCACACUCUGGAAGGGGAAAGAGGUCAGGGCCAGACAGGAAGGCCCAGCUCAGAGGAAGCCCUAGCGGCCAAGGUCUGGGACGAGAGACUGGCACACCGAAGACUGAGGGUAGAGGAGUUAAUGGAGAGAUUGGGGCACCAUCGUUGACUGAGCUGGGUGGAAAGGGUCAAAAUCUGGCCAAACCCCUGUCGUUUGAACAAACCCCCACACAGCCUGAGAGGACACUGGUGCCUGAAUCUGACUCCGACGGAGAGCGAGAGGGACGGAGAGACAAACGGGGAAAGUACUUUGUCUCUGAUUCUGACUCGCACAUGUCCAGUCCCACCUGUUCUACAUUCCUCAGUCCUACAAACAAAGUAAUUCCAGAGAGUGAGGACGAGAGCCCCAUCACUCCCUCCUCCUCUGCUAAAAACAGACCCAAGAAAAUAGUGAGCUUCAGUGAGGAGGAGAGCGACAUGGAUGGACCGAGACAGCAGCCCAGGAGAAGAAGAGCACAAGAGAUAGUGGACGACAGUGAAGAAGAGGAGGAGGAGGAGGAAGGCACAGAGGCACUAGGAGAGAAGGAACCUGGGAAAAGGACAAGAGGAAAGGAGGACGUGUCAGUGGUGAACCAGGUCAGUCAAGCUGAGAGAGAUCGAUUAACCCCCUCUGCACCAAUGGUGUCUACAGAGGACACGUUUAACAUGGACAGUGACACAGACGUAGAGGGAGAGGAGGAGAUGGUACUGUCUGCACCUGUGAACGCUGUUAAGCCACCAGCCGCAACAGAACCUCCUAUUACAGACUCUGACCCAGGCCAGAUCCACAUGGACAGUGAUACUGAUGUAGAGGAAGGGGAUACUAUGGACGGUGACUCUAAGUUAAUGCUAACUGCUGCUGAUGUGGAGAAGAAACCAGUAGAUUCUGUCCCAAUGGUGCAACCAACAGAGAUACACCUGGACAGUGAUACAGAUGUGGAUGAUGAUGAUGUUGUUGUGUCAGACAGUGCUACCAAUGUUACCUCCUUCGUAUCCGAUCCGGCUGAGAAACCAGACGAUCCUGCCCCUGCAGUGCCACCCGUAGAAUUCCACCCAGACACUGACACAGAUGUGGAAGAGGAGGACACAGACACACAUUCCAAAACAGUUCCAGAAUCAGAUUCUAGUGGGAUCAGAACAGGGAUUGCUGGUCCCCAGGAGAUCCUUUUGGACAGUGAUACUGAUGAAGAAGACAACCCGUUUACCCCUCCGGCCAGCAGCAGAACAGCGGAGCUCCUUAAUCCACCCACCAGUGUAGGACCUGCAGCUGCUGCUCCUCUGGAGAUCAGGUCUGACAGCGACACAGACUUAGAGGAAGACGCUAAACAGACCAUGAACCUUCCUCCUAAUGUCACCACGGUAACGGAGGAUGCGAUGUUAGCGUCGCGACAGGCCGUGCUUCCAUCACCCACAAUAACAACAACAACCGGUGCUGUUACCAAGACAAUCGCUCUCAGGUCUCAGGACUCUGAUGCUGACACAGAUGCUGAGGAGGAGAGGUUGGAGCCCAAACCCCCCCGGUGUCGGCCCCCAGCAGGGAUGGUUCCGGAGUCGGACUUCAGUGAGCCCAGUGACUUCAUGGUGGACAGUGAUACGGAGGAGGAUGGACCAGGGAAGGCAGGCCAGGGACAGACUGCAUGUCGGCUCAGAGAGGGGGCAGCUGGCCCCAGGCUGCUCCCCCUUGGGGGAUCCCCUGGCCCUCAUCAGAAGUGCUCCACCCCUUUGGCAUCGUCAGUACAGGAGGAGAUGGAGACUCAGGCCUUCUUCUGUCCCUCUGACCCCUUCAGACACCCAGCUCUCCCUCCUGUGCUGAGGCCUACAGCAGCAUUGUCCUGCUCUGCAUCAGACAGCCAGGAGGACGAUGACUUUGUGGUGGCCGAGACCCAGUCAUUUGUGUUGGAGGCCCAGAACCAGGGCCAUCAGAGCAGCCUUCCAGUGGAACCAACCCUGGAUGCUACGCAGCCCUACAGUAAGGAGCCUUCCUUGGGGGAGGACCGGGAGGAGCAGCCCAGCCGAGGCUCCUUCCAGCUGGGUCUAUCAGACAGCAGCCACCUGCAGGCCAGGGACCAGGCCUCAGAGAGCACCCAGGCAUUCAGCUUGCCAGAUGGGGAUUCUGACCUGGAGGCCACCCAGACCUAUGGAUCUGGAGGUGGGAGAGGGGAGUCUGGCCUGGGUCAGAGGUCUGCGGUGUUCAGGAGGAACAGGCAGGUGGACUUUGUCUUGGAGGCAACACAGGCUUAUGCUGCCCAGCCUCGCAGUGACACAGAGGAGAAAGAUGAGGAGGAGACGCAGCCCUUGGAGUUCCCCACCCCGUCUAAUGUUGCUACGACUGAAACCGUGCCCAUGUCUGCCUAUGUGGAAGAGGACGGUGAGGAGGAAGAUUUGGUUGGGGCCAAGCCCCUGACCCCAGUAAGGAGAGGGAGAUCUGGAGGAGCGAGGGAGAGAGAGGAAGAGGAGCAGGAGACCCAGACUGGUGAGGUGCUGACCAACCAAUACCUCUCCACAGCUCAAACUCUGGACAUGGUCCAGGAGAGUGAUGAUGAGGAAGAAGCCAAACCAGACUCGCCCAGAAGAAGACGGACCCAAAAACAGACAGUAGACGAGGAAGAGACACAGACUGUUGGAUCCUACCUCUCCACUGCUGAAACCCAGCCCAUGUUUACUGCUGCUGCUGAGGAUGAUGAUGAUAAUGAGGAGGAAGAACUCAAACCUCCAUCACCCAGAAGGAGGGGAAUGUCCCAGAGAGGGAGAGUAGAAGAGGAGGAGACACAACCUAGUGAGUUCCUCACCAGCUCCCACAUCUCCACCACUGAAACUCAGCCUAUGGGUACUUGUGACACUGAGGAAGAGGAGGAGGAGGACACCAAAGCUAAAGGACAGGCUCAGAGAGAGCGAGGGAAAGAGUUGGAGGCUGGGACAAGCGGUGUCAGCAGUAGAGAUGGAAGAGGAGCUAGAGGAGGAGAGGAGGAGAACUCUGAGACUCUGAAAACGCAGAUGAGAGGGAAGGGGAAAGCUGUGAACACCGCGGGAGGCGGAGGGAGGAGAGAGGUGUUGCCUGAGGAGGAAGAGAGUGAGAAAGAAGAAGAGGCGGAGGUGGUUGAGCAAGGGAGGAGGGGAAGAGGAAGAAAGAGUGUGAAACAACAGAAAGAGGGAGAAAAAGAAAGACUUGAGGAGGAAGAGGGAAUAGAGAAGGAAAGACAAGAACAGGCUGAGAAGGAACGGUUGCAGAAGGAAAAGGUAGAAUCAGAAAGGGUUAUGAAGGAACAACAGGACAGAGAGAGCAUGGUACAGGAACUUAAAGAACAAGAUGAGAGAUUAGAGAGGGAGAAAAGAGAAGAAACAGAGAGAUUAGAGAGGGAGAAAAGAGAAGAAACAGAAAGGAUGGAGAAAGAGAAAAGAGAAGAAACAGAAAGGAUGGAGAGGGAGAAAAGAGAAGAAACGGAAAGGAUGGAGAGGGAGAGGAAAGAAAUAGAAGAGAGGAACAGACUGGAGAGGGAGGAAAAAGAGAAGCAAGAACGAUUGGAGGUAGAAAACAGGGAAAGGGAAGCGCUUGAGCGAUCGGAGAGAGAAAGGGUGGAGAAAGAGAGGAUCGAGGGAGAACAAGCAGAAAAGCAAAGAUCGGAGAAAGAAAAAAUGGAAAGGGAAGAGAAUAGAAAACAGGAGAGAGAACUAUUGAAGAAGAAAAAGGAAGAGAAGGAGAGAAACCUGAAAGAAAAACUGGAGAGGGAGAAGAAGGAAAGAGAAAAGAGGGAAGCCGAGGAGAAAGAAAAGGAGAUAAAAGAACGACAGGCAAAGGAACAAGAAGAAAAACAAGCCAAGAUAGACGACGAAAAUGAGCUAAAAACAUCCAGGAGAGGUCGCAGAGCAACAACCAGGAGAACCGUCACGGUUCCACCCACAACGGAACCACAACCUGAACUUAAUAUUCUGUCCAGCACACCAGAACCAGUCCCAGCUAGUAUAACUAGGUCUCGCUCCAACUCUUCCAACUCUGUCAGCUCUGAGAGAUCCAGCAUGGGGAGCAGAGGGAGAGGGGGCAGGAAGACCACUAGCACCACAGAGCCAGCCCCGGGUCCAGACAACCCCACCCGCAACAGCACCAGGAGAAGGACGUUGGUAGGGACGGUUGUGGCUCCCCCUGCUGCUGUGGAGGUCACAGUGCAGGACAUUCUCUCCAGCGAACAGUUUGUUGCCAGGAGAACCCGCUCCAACUCCCACAGCUCCACCAACCCGGAGGUCUCCACCUGUAUCGUGGAUAGCGUGAGCUCUCAGAGCAAAGGGAGGGGAGGAGGCAGAAGGAGGAAGACUGGAACAGAGUCUGUCUCUCCCAGUAACAGGCAGAGUGAGCAGCCUCCAGCCCACAAGCCCACGGCCAGAGGCAGGAGAAGCCAGAAGGUUGAGGAUGAUGGUCCACACCCUGUUAUUAAUGAGAAGGCUGAUUCUCAGGAGGCUGGUGGUACCACUAGAGAGCAGAAUAAAACUGCCAAAACCAAUGAGCCAGACCCUGUAGUAGCAGAUGAAGAAACCACUCCAGCCCAGGUAACCGAGGACUCCCCCACUCCUAGAGGGAAUGGAAGAGGCCGGGGCCGAGCCGGCCAGAAAGACAACACACCGGAAUCCACCACUACAACAGCAGGAGGGGACACUCCAAGUGAAAAGGGAGUGGGGUCUAAAACAGGUGGGAGAGGGAAAGGGAGGAAGAGGGGGCUGGAAGAGGAGGAGGAGGAGAACAGUGGGUUCAAGGUUCCCCGGAGGAAAGCUAAGGUUCAGAGGGGAGGGAGACGCAGGGCAGCAGAGGAGGAAGGAGAGAAAGAGGAGAAACCUGCAUCCACUCUAGCAAAGAGGGGCAGAACCUCCACUGCACAGGUGAAAAAGAUAGCAGAGGAGGAGAAGAGUAUGGAGGGACAGAGUGAGAAGAUGGAAGAGGAAGAGGCUGGUGCUGUGCAGAGGAAAGUCCGAGGCAGGCAGUCGACGGUUCAGAUAAAGAAGAAAGAGGAACCUGUUUUGGACUCUAAUUCUGUGGUGCCCCAGACCCCUACAGGUAAGGGUAGAGGUAAACGUAGGGCCCCUGUGGAAUCAUCACCACUAGCCAGGACCCCUCGCUCCUCCUCUGCCUCACCCCUGUCCUCCCUCUCCUCCCCUGGGACACUGGGCCCAGCGAGGGCCGCCACGCAAUCCUACAGGGUGUUGUUUACAGGAGUGGUGGAUGAGGAGGGGGGAGAGGUGGUGUCUUGUCUGGGGGGCAGCCUGGCGAAGGGCGUGGCUGACAUGACCCACCUGGUGACUGACCGGGUCCGACGCACCGUCAAGUUCCUGUGUGCUGUGGCCCGCGGCGUGCCCGUCGUCACCACCGAUUGGCUGGAUAAGUGUGGUAAGGUGGGUCGUUUCCUACCUACUGACAGGUACCUGGUGAAGGAUAGGGAGCAGGAGAUCAAGUUCAGCUUCUGUCUGGAGGAAUCACUGAGGACCGCCAGCACCCAACCUCUACUACAGGGUUAUGAGGUCCAUGUGACCAGGUCAGUGUUGCCAGAGCCAGCCCAGAUGAAGGACAUCAUCGUCUGUAGCGGAGCUCGCUUCCUCUCCACAAUGCCCUCCACUCGGAAGGCCCAGGCCCGGACCCUAGUGAUAUCGUGUGGAGAGGACUGGUCUCUCUGUGCUCCUGCACUCUCUGCUUCUCUCCCCGUCCUCAGUGCUGAGUUCCUGCUAACUGGUAUAUUACAGCAGAGAGUGGACCUGGUAACCCAUGUCCUCUCAGCCCCCAAACCCAGGGCCCAGCCAGGAGCCAAGGGCCAGGCCAGGGGGAGGAAGAGAAUGUAACAAAGACCAAACUCCCCUGGGUGGUAUUCAUUAGUGCAUACUGUAGCAAAACCAUAUGCAACACAAAACAAACACUAGUUUUUCUUAUUGGACAAGUGCAGGUAAUCCCUCCCUGUUUUAGUCUGUUUUCUACCGUUAGGUUAAUAUGACCCUGUCUACAGGGCCAGGGAGAAGGCAUUACAGUUCCAGAGAAGACCACAGACGUGUGGGUGUGUGUGAUGGUGUGUGUGAUGGUGUGUGUGUGUGAUAGCAUGCAGCACCCACCUCCAUCUGUAUAGAGAACAGUAGCAGGACCAGGCCUCAGAGGAGUGGUAACUACAGUACUACCACCCUGGAGGGGCUGGAGACCAUUAGACACCUGAGAGAGGGGAGGAUUCGGAUGUACAAGAGACAGUGGCAGCAUCCCAAAUGGGACCCUAUUGCUUACUUUUGACAAAGAGCCCUGCACUAUGUAGGGAAUAGAGUGCUAUUUGGGACACAGACGUAAAAGGCUGUUGAGAGGAGACUUCCACCUGUAUGACCAACUAGACUAGAUAGUUGAGAAUGUAUUCACUCUGAUAAGAAGACAAACAAACCCAAGAGAUGGACAUCUAUUCCUAUGUUUAUGAGGGUAGAGAGAAAAUACAUGCAGAGAAAUGCUCUGAAUAUAUUUGUGUUCAUAAAAAAUGAUAUAAAUAUGAGUUAACAUAGAGGAGUCUGAGUAAUGGAUGAGAUCAUUUACUGCCUAUCCCGGUCAUUUAUUUCAUGUCUCUUCCUCUUUUCCUGUCUUCCUCCCUCUCCUGAUCCUUUAUCUAUACUGAUUAAAAGCCAUCCUCUCGCCUUUUGUAUAAAGAUAACAAAUAUAUAUGUUAGUGCCUAUUUUACGAGGAUAGUGUUGAAUAUACCAGGUAUCUGUCUUCACCAGCUGUGAUUGCAGAAGGGACAUGUCUUCAAUCUUAGAAAAAGGACCGAACUGAUUGUCUUAAUGCUGCUCGUCCAUCUACAUCUUUGUAUGUCUAUGUGUCUUUAUUUACCGACCAAUAAACCUUUUGUACUGAACCUCUGA